UCUCUCUUCACUUUCGUUCCAUCUCGAGUUGGGUUCCUGCGCAGAAUUUACACGGGAGUUGGGUUCGGGGCCUGUCGUUGCGAACAUCCCGCCUUCGAUUUGGUCGGUUCUUUCGCCAUUCCCCGUGCAAUCUCUCCGCCGUGCUUCUAUCCUCACCGCUGCUACCGCGUGCAGCCGCUGUCCUCCCUUCACAGAUCCCCGUGACUCGUUGUGGACACGUCUCAAAAGCUACAACUGUAGUCGCUGUCCUUCGUACACAGAACCCUGUGAAUCCUCUUUACGCUGACCGCAUUUUGCCUGUGAAUCGUGUUUCCGGGCGUCGCCUCCCUUCGCUAGUGAAUCGGUCACCGCCUCUCGCCCGUGGAUCGUGUUACUGAUCACCUUCGCCGUCGUCGUUUCUUCUUAGUGGUUCAAACACCACUCCUCGCAAUGCCAGCGCUGGCCGCCACUCUCACUCGGAGCUCCUUAGCGUCUCUCAAUUCAUGCUUCGUUAGAGAUGGUCUCGUUACCGAUUCAAGACUAAAUCCAGCAGGAAUACGCCAAAAUCGACGGCCAGAUGGUUCCCAGUUGUCGAAUAAAUGUUCCCCAGUAGUAGUGCUAGCGGCCGGCACGGCGCAUCGUCGUCGGAAAUGGCCGGAGGCCCGUCCUCUAGUCUCUGGACGCGUUACACGCAAGGCGCUGGUGCUUAUAAAGGAGCUGAAAACGAAGCCGCCUACUAACGAGGAUGAGCUUCAUCAACGGCUCGAGAACUGGGUGAAGGGAGUGCGGCCACACCGUCGGGAUCUGAUCGACACGAUAAAAGAGAUGGACACUGCUGAUACCAGAGAGCUGCUGUGCCAGGUCAUGCAGUGGUCCCUAUCAGAGGAUUGGUACGAGGCUGACGCUCGGGACUACACGAAGCUGGUGGAGAGGUUCGGCAAGGACGGGCGGCUGGGGGAGAUGGAGCGAGCUUUUGCAGGGAUGGAAGCGGAUGGGAUAGCUCCGGAUUUGAUAUCUUUCUCAGUGAAGAUCAAUGCAUAUGGCCGGGCCAAAGAGGUAGAGAAGGCGGAGGCAGCAUGGGAGGAAAUGAGACUACGCGGCAUUACCCCCGACGCCAAGGCGUACACCACCAUGAUGACAGUCUAUGGCAAGGCAGGCCAACCAGAUAAAGCCGAGCAGCUGCUGGACGCCAUGCUCGCUGCUGCCUGCAAGCCGUCGCUGGUGACCCUCUGUUCAAUCAUCACUGCCUAUGGGCUUGCUGGUCGGCCGGACGACGCCCAGAGGGUGUCUGAUAAAGUGCUGUCACAGACAGAUUUGACCCCUGAUUGCAAUACGUUCACCGCGCUGUCAGCAGCCUUCGGGCUCAACGGACGCACCGACGAGGCCGUGGCAGCUUUCAAACGCAUGGUGGCUGCCGGGCUGAAGCCCGACGACCGGUCCGUGGCCCGACUGGUGGAAGCGCAUGGCAGCAUGGAUAGGCAGCUAGCGUUGCUGCUUGGCGAAGGAGGGGAGGGAGGGGAGGGAGGAAGGGAGGAUGAGGAGGGGGGAGGAAAGGAGAGUGAGAGGGAGGGGGGACGGGGGGAGGGUAGUGAGGAGGAGCAGUUAACAGGUAGUGCGACCAGUGAGGAAGGGAGAGUGAAGGGGAGGGAGGCGAGUGAGGAGGAGAAGCUGAGGUGCCGACAAGCCGUGAAGCUGGUUCUCGAGCUGGAAGGGGCGGGCAUUAGGCCAGGAGUCGAAACAUACACUUCUCUCAUCUCCCUCUUCGCCAGCCAUGGUCUCGUCCGAGAAGCAGCGGAGGUGUUCGAGGAGAUGCAGCGGGUGGGGCUGCAGCCCAAUGCCAGGACAUACACGCGCCUUUUUCAGGCAUACGCGCUCGCAGGGGAUAUGGAUAGCUGCUCUCAGGUUCGGAAGACCAUGCAGGUGCUGGGUUGGACGCUCAACCCACCCAUAGUCCGUGGCAUGGUCCGGGCGCUGGUGGCGGGAGGGCAGGGCGGUGCUGCUGCUGAGUUGGUGCGAGAGGCGGAGGAGGAGGAAGGGAUGAGGGUUGAUGGGGAUGUGAAGGAGAUGGCUGGGCGCUAUGCAGAGGAGUUGGUGCACUAAACCGAGUGCUGAGCAACCAACCCGCUUGUAGUUUGUGGUUGAGCACCAUGCCAAGGGGGAGGAGUUGGUGUAUUCGUUGUGUGGGCGCCACUGAGCAAUCAAAAUCAACCGGCUUAGAGUGUGGCUGGGCCAAUGAUAAGGAGUUGGUUGGUACAUUGGUGCGAGCACUCGAUCCCGCCAUUUGGGGGCAUGGUUUGGCGCUGGUGGCGGUAACAGGGAGGGCAGUGUUGAAAGGUAGUUAGUUACUUCAAUUGGCAGGGCGGUGCUGCUGCUGAGUUGGUGUGAGGGAGACGGAGGUCUCGUUAGGUGGUUGAUGUGGAUGUGAAGGAGAUGGUUGAACCUGCUAAGGAGUUAGUGGGCUGAAAAGUGACCCCUGAACGCUCAACCAAACCCACCAUUGGAGUGCAGGGUGGUAGUGCUGCAAAGGCGGUGCAAGUCUGCAACAGCAGAGGAGAGGCUGGAGGUUCAUAAAGAUGUGAAAGGGUUUGCUAAGACCAGGAUUUGCCUCCUGCAGCUCUAGAUCAGGGACAAUCCCUACCGCUGGCACUGGCCAGCAGACAUGCAACCACUGGCCUGUUGAAAAGAACGAACAAAUGAGCAACACUAGUACUUCAGAAAGGUAGUGCUACUAAUGCAAAUCACCAG
Closterium sp. NIES-67 is the source of this 2724-nucleotide messenger RNA. The record is from the annotation of a GenBank genome assembly. NCBI's taxonomy places the organism in Eukaryota, Viridiplantae, Streptophyta, Zygnematophyceae, Desmidiales, Closteriaceae.